AUGGUUCCACCGUUCCAGGAACUGGAAGUCGAUAAGUACUUUUUACAUUUCGAGAAGGUUGCCAAAAACUGCAACUGGCCGAAGGAAAGUUGGACAAUGCUCUUGCAAAGUGUCCUCUUAGGGAAAGCUCGGGAAAUUUUUUCACAGCUUACGGUAGACGAUUCCGGAGAGUACGAUACGGUAAAGCAACUAAUUCUGAAGGGUUACGAGUUGGUUCCCAAAGCGUAUCGCCAAAAAUUCCGCAUUUUAGGCAAAUCAAGUAAUAAAACUUUUGUCGAAUUUGCGCAAGAAAAGCCUCAGCUUUUCGAUCGCUGGUGCACGUCAGAAAAUGUGGAGAAUAAAUACGAUAGUUUACGCAAGUUGAUUUUGAUUGAGGAAUUUACAAAUUGUCUUGGUAAUGAUGUUAGAACUUUCGUGACUGACAAAAAACCGGAAACACUAAGUAACGCAGCACGUUUGGCAGAUAAUUUCUCGCUAACACACAAAUUUUCGACCACGGGUAUAAAAUCAAAUAUGUUUCCUUCUCCUCGCGGCAACAACCUUGCAUUUGACAAUAAACGUCUGCCACCUCCUAGGCAAUUUCAGGGACGAUAUCCAGGCAAUGAUUUUAGCUCUUUCAACAACAAACCACGCAAUGGAACGCCAGAAUCUUGGCGUAGACCACCACCGUUUAAGUCAAUUCAGUGUGAUUAUUGUAAACGAAGUGGUCACACAAGGUCUGAAUGUCAUUCGCUUAAAUUUAACAGACCACCACCAAAACCAACAGGUUUUAUUUCUUCGUCAAACACGAAACUCGAAUUCCAUAGUUUAUACGAGCGGCAACAACCAAAGCAACAUGUCGUUGAGAGUAAACAAUAUAUUCACAAGGAUGAAAAUGAAUUUGAGGUCAAGAGCUCUGUUGACCCUAGUAUGGACACAUUUAAGCCAUUUAUAUUUGACGGUUCUGUAUCACUCUCAAAUGACCAAUCAAAUGUUUAUUUACCAAUCAAGAUAUUGCGAGAUACGGGUGCUUCACAAUCGUCGAUACUAACCAAAACAUUACCAUUUUCUACAAAUUCGUAUUCGGGCAAAAAUGUUUUGAUACGCGGCGUUAACUCCAAAGACUAUCGUUCAAUUCCAUUACACAAUCUAAAAUUGCAGUCUGACUUGGUGACAGGCGAUGUUUCCUUAGGCGUGAUUGAGUCUUUACCUUUUGAUGGGAUACAUUUGUUAUUAGGAAACGAUUUAGCCAGCGAUAAAGUUACAGUUAACCCAAUUUUAACAAACAAACCAUGUCUUUCUCAACAGCCUGAUCCGGUUGAACAAGUUAUUCCAGAUUUAUAUCCUUCAUGUGCGGUUACUAGAGCCAUGAAAAAACGGCAAGAUCAUGAGAUAGAUAAUGUGUGAGCAGAUGAAAUUGACAUGUCUGACACUUUUCUUUCAAAAGUAUUUGAAAAUUCGGAUGCAAAUGAUAAUCAAAGUAGUUUUUCAAAAUCUAGCCUUAUUAGAGAGCAACAAAAUGAUCCUGAGAUUUCUG
Paramuricea clavata is the source of this 1516-nucleotide messenger RNA. Lineage: Eukaryota; Metazoa; Cnidaria; Anthozoa; Malacalcyonacea; Plexauridae. The record is from the annotation of a GenBank genome assembly.